Molecule: messenger RNA, 589 nt
Organism: Paramecium sonneborni
Lineage: Eukaryota; Ciliophora; Oligohymenophorea; Peniculida; Parameciidae
Source: the annotation of a GenBank genome assembly
AUGGAUCAUAAAUUAUAUAGGGAAGAGCAACAAAAAAUAAUUUUGAAGGAAAAUAUAAAAAAAAAUUAAGUUAAGAGAUUAAAUGAUAAAAUUAUGACAAAUUAUUAGAUAUAUCAGAAUUAGAGAAAAAGAAGGUAUAAGGCAUCUAAUAAAUUAAAGAUAAUUUUGGCUAAAAAGAGAACUAUGUUAGCCCUUAAGAUUAGAUGCUUUAGCUCAACAUUAAAAAAGAUAUGAAGAAGAGAUAUUUGUAAAAUUGAAUUAACGACAGUAAUAAAAGCUAGAACAAGAGGAGGAAUUCAAAAUGAAUUUGAUUACGUUUCCUAAAAGUUAAACAUUAAUUCGGUCUGAAGAGGAAUAAGCCAAGUUGAAAAUUUUCUCAAUAGUAAGCAGCAGAUCAAAAAAAAUUAUUGAAAUAAAAAUAAUAGAGAUAUGGAGAAUCCAUUAAAGAUAGUUUUCUAAAAGAUAUUCCAAAUAUUCAAUUUCACCAAUUAAGCAAAAAUAAGAAUAAUAUAACAUUUAAAAAUCUCAAUUAGAUUCUGUAAACCAGAAAAUUAAGAAAUUACAAAGCAUUUUGAGUGAAAAAAAAUGA